This is a messenger RNA of Scutellospora calospora, 294 nucleotides long. Lineage: Eukaryota; Fungi; Glomeromycota; Glomeromycetes; Diversisporales; Gigasporaceae. The record is from the annotation of a GenBank genome assembly.
AUGUCAUAUGUAACAUUGCUUCCUGAUAAUUACCCUAUUCGGAAUUGUCAUUGUCGUCGAUCUCGGUUUGAGUCGAAUAGGCGUCUAUCUGGAUAUACAGCAUAUGCGUCAAUAUGCAACGUUAGAUUUAGUAUCCUAACAAUUUUUGAUAGUGGGCCAGGUAGUUUGGCAUUACCAUCGAUACAAAUUGAUUUCAAACAAGAAAAAGAUUCCGGUCAUAACAUUAAAAACAGUGCAUAUGAUAAAUUUAAAUCAUUGAUACAAGCUUCAUAUUCUUCUAUUAAAACUUUAUAA